Rotaria sordida is the source of this 945-nucleotide messenger RNA. NCBI's taxonomy places the organism in Eukaryota, Metazoa, Rotifera, Eurotatoria, Philodinida, Philodinidae. The record is from the annotation of a GenBank genome assembly.
AUGCAAGAAUUAAUUCAAUCGGCACAAGUCAUCUUGCCAUGUUCACCAUUUGAUGAGACACUCACAUUCUUUACCAAUCGACUGGGUUUUCGACUUAAUCUUAUUUCUCCAGCAGAUGAUCCAGCAAUCGCUGUACUUUCUGGAUAUGGACUCAAUUUACGACUGGAACGCAAUACUGGCGAAAUGGCGCAAGCAGCUGGUACAAUUCGUUUAUUCGUGAAAGAUGAUUCCGAACUUUUUCAGAAUGAUAGCACAGAAAUGUUUGCACCGAAUGGUACCAAAAUUCAAAUUGUGAAAGAGACAACCGAAUUGGUGAUACCACCCAUCAAACAAUCAUUUGUUUUGUGUAAAAUAGCUACCGAUGCAGCAUGGGUCAAAGGACGUGCGGGAAUGAAUUAUCGUGAUUUAAUUCCCGGUCGACAAGGUGGACGCUUUAUUGCAUCGCAUAUUCAAAUUCCGAUUGGAGGUCCAGUGGCUGACUCUGUACAUUACCAUAGUAUUCGAUUUCAAAUGAUCUACGUCUAUCGGGGUUGGGUACGACUCGUCUACGAAGAUCAAGGACCUCCAUUCGUUCUUCAAGCAGGAGACUGCAUUUUGCAACCUCCUCUAAUUCGUCAUCGAGUGUUAGAAAGCUCGGCCGGUCUUGAAGUGAUUGAAGUCGCAUGCCCAGCGACACAUAACACUUACGUCGAUCAUCACAUGCAGCUACCUAAUACUGAGCAGCGGCACGAUCGUGACUAUGGAGGACAGCGCUUUGUCAAAUACCUUGCAGCAGAUGAAACGGCUUCAUGGCAUCCGUGGCGUUUAUGUGGCUUCGAAUUCCGAGAUACUGGAAUCGGCUUGGCUACUGCAGGUCUAGCCGGUGUUCGUAUUGUUCGAAAUAGUGGUGAUCUCAAGUCUCAAAUUUUGCAACAUGAUGCUGAGAAAAAUGCAUUCGCCACGUGA